Molecule: messenger RNA, 5625 nt
Organism: Cladocopium goreaui
Lineage: Eukaryota; Dinophyceae; Suessiales; Symbiodiniaceae
Source: the annotation of a GenBank genome assembly
AUGGAAUUUCAAGAUAAGCAGAUACCAGUUUGGAAUGGGAAACCUGAAAGUUUUAGCCACUUUGUUCACGAAGUGAAAUGGACCUUAUCGGCCACAAAACGUGGAGAAAAGCCAUUGUUAGCGGCUAAAAUAGUCAGAAAAGCCCUUCAGAGUGGUAUCCCGGCAUUGGUGCAGCUGAUGUACAAGUUGGAACCGUCAGACUACAAGUCAGAAUCUGAUAUCCAGAAACUGAUAGCCUUUUUGGAAAAGAGCCCCCUCAACCGUCAAGCUCUACCAGAUGCAGGCAAUAAGAUUGGUUCAUACUAUAGAAGACUUCAGCGGCAUCACAAUGAAUCAGUACCUUCAUUUCUCAUCCGGGAAGACAAGAUUCAUGAUGAAAUGCUACAAGCAUUACAACGACUUUUACGAGACAAAGAGCUGGAUUUCGAAGGGUAUGAAACUAGUCUAGAGGAAUUGAAGAUGUUCUGUGGCAUGCGUCCAGGUGAGUCUCUUUACUAUGGCAGCCCUGAUGACGAAGCGUCGGUGGCCGGCAAGGACUUGAUUGAGAGACUCAUGCAAAAGGGAUUGUUACCAUUAGCUGCUUUGGAUAUUGUGCGUGGUUGGAUGUUAUUAGAAAUGAGUACUUUGACUGGUGAUGACCGAAGACUUGUUCGCGCGGCAACCAGGAACAAGUUAGGUUACAUGGACAUUAAAUCAGCACUAUUGUCAAUGUAUGAGGAACAGACCCAACGUAUCCCCAUCAACAAUAACAAGGGCGGCAAGAAUGGUAAGGGUAGUGUCUACUUCGGGGACUAUGUGGAGCCAUGGGAGAUUGACCCAGAUGACCCUAAUGUGUAUCCGGAGACAGGUCUCUUUGCGGGUGAGUUAGGUGACUAUGGUGACUAUAAUGGUGGUGACCCCUGGAGUGAUGAUGCAUGGUGGAAUACUACAUGGUCAGGUACAGAUGAUGCAUGGUACAAUGACAUGGGUAGUGCUACAACUCCAGAGACCCCAUCUAUGGUUCCCCAAGAUCCCGAAACGGUUCACCACUUGCUCAAGGAACAAGAUGAUUUGGAGCGCCAGUUCAACGAGCUGCAGGCGCUGACAGCCGAGAGUGAACGAAACUUGGCAGAAGCGAGGAAAGCAGUUUCUUUGGCGGCAAAGGACCGUGGGUGGAAUCAACCGCCUCAACAGCGGCAACCACGGUUCACCAGCACAUAUCCAGUGAAAGGCAAGAAAGGUGGCAAAGGUAAGUCACUACAUUAUGGAGAAGAAGCUAACUGGAUCCAUAACAAGAGCAAUGGUUUCAAGGGCAAAGGCAAAUACAAGAGUUCUUUUGGCAAGUCGAAUUUUGGUAAGAACGGCAAAGGUGGAAAGUCCUAUGAGUUGCAGUUUCACGAGCAUGACUUCUAUCCUAUUUUCUCAGCAGAUGGCAACCCAGAUAAGUUAUCCCCGAGUGAAUCCGUUGUCGACACAGGUGCAACGGCUACAGCUGGCGGCCGAUGGGCAGUGGAGCAACUAUGUGCUGCCAUCAUGGGUAGUCGGCCAGAAGCUUCGAUUGUCGUGCACACAGAUGAAGAUCUGAAGCAAAUGUUGAGAGAAGUAGUGAAAGAGCAGCUUCAGGAAAUGUCAAGUUCGAGCCAUACAGUUCCAACACAGGCCAGUUCAAAGGCAAAGUCAAAAGCAAGCCCUCACAAGAACAAGACUCAGUUCGACCAUACGAGAGCUAUGACGAUGGACGAACGAGAUCCUCGAACACGGAAGGAGACUUGGCCUUGCUUCGGAACUCAUGCAAACAUGUCCACUUCGAACAACCGAUUUGCCCAGUGGACGGAAUGUUCAAAGUGCGCACUGAGGGUACAGUAUGUACCGGCAGUGGGAGCACCAGGACAGUCCACCCGUACCGACCUGACAAUGAAUGUGACAGAGGCAGUUCAGAAGCUCAGGGCCGAAGGCUGGGAGGCAGAAGAGAUGACCGGAUCGGCAAUGAAGGCAGCCAUCGCUAUGGUGGCGAAGGAGAAGAUUAUCAAGAACAAAGGCAAGAAGAACAGUGGCUAUCCCAACAAGGAGAAGGAGAAGGAAUCUCGAAAGUUGGAUCAAGUGAAGACUCCAGCCCAAGAGAAUGUACAGGAGACUGGCUUUGAGGCCAGCAUCAGAACGCUCUCCGGUGAGGAGCGAAAGCAGCUACUUCAAGCUGCAGACCAAUUCAAUGUUGGAGCCACAUUGGCUUCAUUGCAGGACUGCGGCAGCCCUUUCACAACGUGGGAGGUUUGCUGUUCCUUGAAUUCAACUUUGACAAAGCUAUGUCAGAAAAAGGGCAUGACUGCGGUGAGGAAGACAUUUGAGAAUGGAUAUGACAUCGAAAAGGAAGAGACUAUGCAGAAGUUGUUGGAUGACCGAAGGAAAGAAAAGCCAAACAGAUCAUGGUGGAGUUUGAAGUGCGCACCAUGGACAAACAUCCAGAACUUGAACCAGAGGAAUGAGGUCCAGGUUGAAAUGUUACGAAAGAAGAGGCAAAAGGGUAGAAAGGCUGCGAAGAUUGCGUUACAAACCAUCAUCAAGAUUUUGGAAGAAGAUCCAGAUCACAAAUUUUACUGGGAAUGGCCGAAGAAUGCUUAUGCAGGUUGGACACUGCGAGAAAUGAGAGAGUUUGAGAACUACAUGCACAAGAUUGGCAUUCGACUAUUUUGGACAGAAGUGCAUGGCUGCAUGUUUGACGUCCAAGCCCCAAACGGCGACCUCUUGAAGAAAGAAUGGUUGGUGAUGAACAAUGACAGCGAUUUCCAUCAACAUUGCCAAGUGAAGUGCGAUGGAAGACACCAACACCGUGUCGGAGGAGUCGUGGGCAUUGGAAAGGAUGCAGUCGAAGCAACAGGCUAUUAUCCAGAGAAGAUGGCCGAAAUGAUUGCGAGGAGAUGGAAGAGCCAGUGGGAGCAAGUGAGGAGAAAGAAUUACCAUGAGACCGUGGAGAAAAUAAUCUUUGCCAUGGAUGAGACCACGGAAGAGGAGAUGGAGAAUAAGAAGGAAAAGACAUUGGAGGAGGUUACAAAGGAAGAGCGAGAUAAAACACAUGCUUUACUAUGUCGAGAUCGAGGACUUCCAAAAUGGGUGGUAGAAAUGGCAAAGCAGCUCAAGUGCCCUGCGUGUCAACAUUCAGAACCUGGAGGACAAAUGGUGAUUCCUUAUAGCCUGGGAGCGAAACCAAGUCCAUGGCAAUUCGUGACUUUGGACAUCAUGGACAUGAUCUACCCAGCUCUAAGAUGCAAAGUGCGUUACAUGAUCGCCACCUGCGUGGUCAUGAAGUUUGUGGCCAUCAAGAAGACAUGGCAAGGAUCAGUUGGAGAGGCAGGAACAGAUUCAGGAAAGAUUCUCUCUGAAGUUUUUGCUGAUAUGUGGUUGGCUCACAGACCUCGACCAGCAUGGGUGAUAGUAGAUCCACAGACUUCACUCUCAGCAGGCCAGUUCGUGGAGUUCAUGCAAUUGGCCGGAGUUGGAGUCAGUGUCUCAGCGCCAGAAGCACAUUGGCAACAAGGAACCAUUGAGAGCUUGAUACGAGUCUUGAAGAGAACAAUGAAAAGAUUGCGAGAGGAACAUCCACUCAUCGAUCCACAGACAUGUGCGAACCUUGCAGUACUUGCUCACAAUCACCAAUUCAAGACCAAUGGUUUCAGUCCAGUCCAAUGGGCAUAUGGUUUUGACCCAGAUCGCCAGAACCAAGAUAUUGAGCCGGCAGAGUUCAACGCACACCAUCACCAUUUGCCAUAUGAAUUUUGGCAAACUCAGAGAUUGAGGAAAGAGGCUGAGGAUUAUUGGAGACAUGAACAAGCAGUUGAAGCGUGGACAAGAUUGAAGAAUGCUGCACCACGUCAACCCAAACAGUAUCAGAUUGGAGAGUGGGUUUGCGUUUGGAGGACUGCAGCAUGGAGGUCGAAAGGCAAGAUGAUCAAUCCUGAGCCGAGAUACGUUGGCCCAGGAAGAGUGGCACUGAUUGAACCAGCCAUCAUUGCAGAGAACAAGCCAAUGAUAUAUUGGGUUUUGAUCGCAAAUCAAGUAUGGCGAUGUUCACCGGAACAGUUGAGGAAAGCCAGUGAACAGGAGAUUUCAGUGGAAGAGCUUCAGAAGGGUCAAAAGUUCAACACUCCAAUCAUUGACAUGCUGAAGAAGACAACAAAGGUCAUAGACGUGAUGAAAGAACCAGGAUAUCCUCACGAUGAAUCGUCACUUCCUGACCAACCAGGAUCUCAAGCAGCUUCAUCACAACCAGAACAUGUUCAAAGAGCACAACCCUCUUUUGAAUGGACUCAAGACAUUGAGAAGUUCAGAGACGAUUGGAGAGCUCUGAGAAAGAGACAAGCCUCAACACCUUUGAAUGUGAAAGAAGAAGCUAUGAGAUGGAAACAGUUGGUCAGCACGAAUGAGAAUAGACGCAGAGAAGGUCUACCACCUUUGAUGGACCUACCAGAACUUCCACCCGAUGAAAUCCAGGUGGAAGAUGGAUUUCAAGCAGUACAAAGUACACUGAAGCCAGGACAAGAACAAUCGAUCCUGAAAGCCGAGAAAUCCUAUGAGGAGAUCAUGGCCCAGGUGGAGUUGCUGGAAGAAAAACUUCAUGUCAUUGACCAACAGGACAAAUUGAAAGAGCAGGUUGCCAAAGAGAAAGAAAUGGAGAAGCAGUUCAAGCAACACCUCGCAGAAGCUUGUGACCGAGGUGAAGAAAUUUGUGAAAUGGUCAUUGAAGUCGAUGACUACAAGCAGUUUCUUUCCAGCGGCAUCAUCUACAUGAAGAAGAUGAUGGAGACACCAAAAGAAAUCAACUUCAGAGCAUUGACACCAGAAGACAGAGCCCUGGUUGAAGAAUCCAUGGCUCGUGAGCUUUGCGAAGUACUGGGAUCAGCAGCUUUGAAGAAGGUUCAAGAUGACAUUAGUCCGGAGGAGGUUGAAAAGAGAUGCAUUCCUAUGCGUUGGCUGCUGAUUUGGAAGCCAUUAGAUGAGUACAAGAACCCAGCGGCUGAGGAGAAACCAGGAGUGAUUAGAAGUGACGGCUUAGCGAAAGCUAAAGCCAGGAUCGUCCUGAUCGGAUACAAACAUCCGGAUCUUGGCAAGAGAGAUCCGAGAACAGGACUGAUCAUGAAAGCCCAAUGGCGGGCAAUUCAGUCGGAUUCUGGCUGGAAGAUGCGAUUGGUAUGGGCAUUGAUGCAUGGCGAAAAGCUCAAUCGCGUCAACGCAGAUCACUUGGCUGCAAUGGUUGAGUCCCUCUUAGUGAUGGAUUCUCGUGGAUGCUAUGAUGCUUUGAGCAAUAGUGAUAGUCCUUUCCUUGGAAUGAACAAUGCCAAAACUGGCACUGAACUGAUGAGUGUCCAACGCGGUGUCAGGGAUGGUAGCAAUUGCUAUCCUACGUGGUGUCCAUCUGACAUGAAUUUGUCAGAUUGUAUGACCAAAACCUCAUUAGAAGCUUUCAAAACAUUUGCACUUUGGAAUCAAAAGAAAUCAUGGAUUAUUAGGUUUGAUAGUGAGUUUGUUGCUGCUAGAAAACAACAACGACUCCGAAGGCAAAUGGGCAAGACACCUCAUGCAUUGUUGGAUCCCACAGAUGAACAACUCAUGUUGAAUGAAUUUGACUUGGAUAGCAUGUUCACUCGUGGUUGA